UCCGAAAGCAGCUGUGCAUAUACGUGUGUUUUCAUACAAUAAUUUAUCGAAAAUGGCAUUUUAGGUCACAAUAAACAAUCCAAUUAAAUGUGAAACGCGAUUCAAAGAUGUCGAGCCGCCGUUCGAUACUCGGUUCAGCUCUGGACGCGCUGCCUGCGCCGUCGGAUCCUCUCCGAGAGUUGUUCGAAGCUUGCAAAACUGGGGACGCACCUCGUGUGAAGAAGCUCGUAACUCCUCAAACCGUGAAUGCUAGAGACACUGCUGGCAGGAAAUCUACUCCUCUACACUUCGCUGCAGGAUAUGGUCGCAGAGAAGUCGUAGAGAUCCUCAUAGCAGCAGGCGCAGCACUCCAAGCGAGAGACGACGGCGGCUUACAGCCGUUACACAACGCUUGCAGCUUCGGCCACGCCGACGUCGUCCGUGCCUUGCUGUCAGCCGGAGCGGCGCCGGCGGCGAGGGACAACUGGGGGUACACGCCGCUGCAUGAGGCCGCUGCUAAGGGAAAGGUCGACGUCUGUAUAGCACUGCUGCAGCAUGGCGCCGAUCCAAACAUCAGGAACACAGAAGGGAAGACUCCCUUAGACCUUGCAGACUCGGCCACCAGACCUGUUCUCACAGGCGAAUACUGCGCCGCCGACGUCCUAGAAGCGGCUCGCUCAGGCGCCGACGACCGCCUAGCAUCGCUCCUGACUCCGCUCAAUGUGAACGUGCACGCACAUGACGGACGCCGAUCCACGCCGCUUCACCUGGCGGCCGGUUAUAAUCGCGCGCGUGCUGUGCGUCUGCUACUGGCCCGCGGUGCUGACGUGCACGCAAAGGAUAAGGGCGGCCUAGUCCCUCUCCACAACGCGUGUUCCUACGGCCACUACGAGGUGACGGAGUUAUUAGUCCGAGCGGGAGCAGACGUCAACGCUACCGACUUAUGGGCCUUCACGCCGCUACAUGAAGCCGCUAGCAAAGCUAGAUUGGAGGUUUGUUCCCUACUAUUGAGCGAAGGCGCGGAUCCUACUCUUCUGAAUUGCCACGGCAAGUCGGCGCUCGACGUGGCGCCUACAAGGGAACUACAGGAGAGACUAGCCUUCGAGUACCGUGGUCACUGUUUGCUAGAAGCGUGUCGUCUCGCGGAGCCGGCGCGGGUGAAGAAACAGCUGUCUUCCGUCAGCGGGCAACACCAACACCAGUCUUCCCAAGCAUCAACGAGCGGUAGCACGCACUCCCUCCCCCCGCCUCCCCCAGAAUGCGGGGUAGAGGCGCUGGUCAACUUCACGCACUUAGGAACGGGAGACCGACCGCUACACUGCUCUGCUGCCAGCGUGUAUCCUAAGAGGAAGCAGGUCAUGGAGAUGCUAAUCCGCAAAGGCGCUAGAGUGAACGAGAAGAAUAAAGAAGGACAGACGCCGCUACACGUUGCUACCGAACACUCGCACUUGGACGCCAUGGAUCUACUGCUGAGGCAUGGAGCAAAAGUGAACGCGUGCGACGCCCGCGGCGAAAGCGCCCUAUCCUUAGCGGCCCGCCGGGACUCCGCCGCGGCCUGCCGUCUGCUUUUAGCGUGCGGCGCCGACGCCCGGCCCGACGCCCACCACCCGCCCGCCGGUAAACUUGGCUUUAGAGUAGACCAGCCCAGACACUCCCGGAGCCGCCGCCUACUUCUAGCGUGCGGCGCCGACGCCCGGCCCGACGCCCACCACCCGCCCGCCGAUGCAUGCGCAAACGCAGCAGCGCUCCGGCUCCUCGAAGCGGCCAGAACAGGCGACGUCGAAACAGCCCGCAGCAUACUCUGCUCGCGACCGAGACUAGUCAACUGUCGCGACGAGGACGGCCGCCACUCCACGCCGCUACACUUCGCCGCCGGAUACAACAGAUUACCUCUAGCACAACUGUUAUUACAAAGAGGGGCAGACGUCCACGCCAAGGAUAAAGGCGGUCUAGUCCCACUCCACAACGCGUGUUCCUACGGCCACUACGAGGUGACGGAGCUGUUAGUGGCCGCCGGCGCCGGCGUCAACGCAGCUGACCUGUGGCGCUUUACGCCGCUGCAUGAAGCCGCUGCCAAGGGCAAGGCGGACAUAGUACGGUUACUGCUCAAGCAUGGUGCGGACCCAACAAGAAGAAAUCGCGACGGUCUAACUCCACUACAGUUGGUACGAGCGGGGGACAGCGAUACGGCCGACGCGCUGAGGGGAGACGCGGCACUAUUGGACGCGGCCAAGAGAGGAGACUUGGCCAGAGCUAGAAAACUAAUAACUCCACAAAACGUGAACUGUAGAGACGCACACGGAAGGAAUUCCACGCCACUACACUUAGCGGCCGGGUACAACAACUUAGAAGUCGCUCAGGCUCUCUUAGAGGGCGGCGCGGGCGUCUCCGCGCGAGACAAGGGCGGGCUGGUGCCGCUUCACAACGCGGCUUCGUACGGGCACUUGGAGCUUGCCGCGCUACUGUUGCGGGCGGGAACGCCGCCCAACGCCGCCGACAGAUGGGGCUUCACGCCGCUACACGAAGCAGCGCACAAAGCGCGGACACAGCUGUGUGCUUUAUUGUUAGCGCACGGAGCGGACCCGUAUCUCAAGAAUCAAGAAGGACAGACGGCUCUCGACUUGGCUGGCGCGGAGGAUGUCCGCUCAUUACUACAGGACGCGAUGACCGGCGCCGCCGGAGACGCGCCGCCGCCCCCGCCGCCGCCGCCGCCGCCGCUGCCGCCGCCGCACCACCCUGUAUUGAUGCCUAGCGGGGACACAGUGCCUUUGGCUUUACCUGUGGUCCCAAGCAACUACUGGGCGGAGGGUUCCCGGGGGAGCUUAGAGGACGCAGCAGGACGCCCGGCGUCCGCUCUGUCAACUUCGGAGUCGCUACAGACUUUCCUGUCAAGCAUCGGCUUAGAACAGCUGGCGUCCAUCCUGGAGCGGGAACAGAUCACAGUGGACAUCCUUUCAGAGAUGUCUCACGAGGACCUGCGAGCGGUUGGCGUGCCCGCGUACGGACACCGGCACCGCCUGCUCAAGGCGGCGCGGCACUCGCGACACGCGGCGCAAGUGGACAUCCUGUCGGAGAUGUCUCACGAGGACCUGCGAGCGGUGGGCGUGCCUGCGUACGGACACCGGCACCGCCUGCUCAAGGCGGCGCGGCACUCGCGACACGCGGCGCAAGGUGAGAGAGAGAGAGAGAGAGGAGAGAGAGAGACAGGACACCGGCACCGCCUGCUCAAGGCGGCGCGGCACUCGCGACACGCGGCGCAAGGUGAGAGAGGAGAGAGAGAGACAGGACACCGGCACCGCCUGCUCAAGGCGGCGCGGCACUCGCGACACGCGGCGCAAGAGGGAGAGAGAGGAGAGAGAGAGACAGGACACCGGCACCGCCUGCUCAAGGCGGCGCGGCACUCGCGACACGCGGCGCAAGGUGAGAGAGGGAGAGAGAGAGGAGAGAGAGAGACAGGACACCGGCACCGCCUGCUCAAGGCGGCGCGGCACUCGCGACACGCGGCGCAAGGUGAGAGAGGGAGAGAGAGAGGAGAGAGAGAGACAGGACACCGGCACCGCCUGCUCAAGGCGGCGCGGCACUCGCGACACGCGGCGCAAGGUGAGAGAGGAGAGAGAGAGACAGGACACCGGCACCGCCUGCUCAAGGCGGCGCGGCACUCGCGACACGCGGCGCAAGAUAUCAUCAUUGGCCUAGAACAACUGGCGUCCAUCCUGGAGCGGGAACAGAUCACAGUGGACAUCCUGUCGGAGAUGUCUCACGAGGACCUGCGAGCGGUGGGCGUGCCUGCAUACGGACACCGGCACCGCCUGCUCAAGGCGGCGCGGCACUCGCGACACAGCUCUGUAAUUGGUUCGUGUGUCACCCUUUGCACUACACUAGUCGACGUCACAGCGGCAGCGGAUGGCGCGUGCGAGAGCGAGUUCGCGAUAGUAGAGCGAGAGAUGCAAGCGUCCGUGCGAGCACAUAGAGAACACGCUGGAGGAAACUUUUCACAUUAUAAUGUUGUUAGGAUACAAAAGAUAGUCAACGGCCGCCUAUGGGAGCGGUAUCAACAUCGAAGACGGGAAGUGGCGGAAGAAGCGGGCGCGGCCGGCGAGCGGAUGCUGUUUCAUGGGUCCCCGUUCAUUAAUGCUAUCGUGCAGAAAGGCUUCGAUGAGAGACACGCUUACAUAGGCGGCAUGUUCGGCGCGGGCAUAUACUUCGCGGAGCACUCGUCUAAAAGCAACCAGUACGUGUACGGCUUCGGCGGCGGAUCCGGCUGUCCUGCGCACAAGGAUCGCAGCUGUUAUCUGUGCCACAGACAAAUGCUCCUCUGCCGCGUGACGCUCGGGCGCGCGUUCCAACUGAUGAGCGCAAUGAAGAUGGCGCACGCGCCGCCCGGACACCACUCGGUGGCCGGACGACCGUCGCAGGGCGGCCUGUGCUUCCCCGAGUACGUCGUGUACAGGGGCGAGCAGGUCAGUGUACUAUCACUAGCACAGAAGUAG
Ostrinia nubilalis (European corn borer) is the source of this 4469-nucleotide messenger RNA. It is a transcript of the gene Tnks, whose product is annotated as poly [ADP-ribose] polymerase tankyrase. The transcript is spliced from 30 exons. Gene Ontology annotation, molecular function: protein binding; NAD+ poly-ADP-ribosyltransferase activity. The coding region runs from base 108 to 4469 and encodes 1453 amino acids. The record is from RefSeq and is a predicted model, not a curated record. NCBI's taxonomy places the organism in Eukaryota, Metazoa, Arthropoda, Insecta, Lepidoptera, Crambidae. Gene Ontology annotation, cellular component: nucleus; cytoplasm.